Chelmon rostratus (copperband butterflyfish) is the source of this 4077-nucleotide messenger RNA. RefSeq lists its product as uncharacterized. Gene Ontology annotation, biological process: actin filament polymerization; regulation of actin cytoskeleton organization; actin filament bundle assembly. The coding region runs from base 171 to 872 and encodes 233 amino acids. Lineage: Eukaryota; Metazoa; Chordata; Actinopteri; Chaetodontiformes; Chaetodontidae. The transcript is spliced from 9 exons. Gene Ontology annotation, cellular component: stress fiber; neuron projection; synapse. The record is from RefSeq and is a predicted model, not a curated record.
GACGUUUUCUUUGCAUAUCUUUCACAUUAUCAGGUGGUGUUCAUAGAUGAGGUGAAAUCUCUGCUCUGCCUACAGUAGCUCUUGCUGAGAGGAAACACUUGCAUUGACGUGCAUUUCAAAGGCUUCGGCUCUUCCCUCUUGGAAAAGAAGCUCACUGAUUUGCUGCAGAUAUGAGAUAUCGAGCUGUUCUGCACCUUCCUGCUAUAAUUGCCGUCCUCCUAAUAACAUGGGGAAUCUCCAUCAAUUCCUUCGAUGUGCAGGAGAAGGCCAGGAGUAUUCUUGGGUUCAGCACCAUAGAUCAAAUCAAAGCAAAAUACAAGACAGCCACGGCAGCACCUCAGCCGAAGUGCAGCCUGUCCAGAGUCUGUCCCCCCGACCACUUCGCUUUACACAUCAGGAGCGGGUCAGCCAAUGUUGUCGGACCGAAGAUCUGUUUCGAGGGUAAAAUAAUCAUGAGCCACGUGUUGAAUAAUGUGGGACCAGGACUGAACAUCGUGGUGGUGAAUGAAAGUGGCGUUGUGGAGAAAUUUACCAGUCUUAACAUGGGAAGUGGAAACCCAGAUGACAUCCUGGCAUACUUGAAGGAGAUAAAACCUGGAAUGAUCGUUCUGGUCGCCUCGUUUGAUGAUGUGACAAAAAAGAUGACAAACGAAAUGAGGGAGGUGUUUGUUGGAAUGGGAAGCACUUUGAUCAAGUCUUUGAAGCACAGAGACAGCUGGGUGUUUGCUGGAAGAGCAGGGGCGCACAACAAAAGCCCCUUUGAGAUGUACGCUGUUAACGAUGAGAAAACCAACAUUUACGAAGGAUGGCCGGAUUUGGUGGAGAUCGCCGGCUGUUUCCAGAGGACCCAGACUGACAAGGAUAAACUUUAACGGGUGGAGGAUUUGUGAUGAAAAGGAGGAAAUGAUGAAGAGCACAAGUACUGAUAAAAAGCUAAAAAGAUAAAGAUAAAAAAGAUAAAAAGCACUGUAAAAAUACAAGUAUAAGUCCUGCUUUCAAAACCUCACUUAAGUUUAAGUAUGUACUGUAAGUAUUACAAGAAAAAUUUACUUCAAGUAUCAAAAGUGAAAGUGCUGAUGGUACAGUAAAAUGGUCCCUGUCAGUGUUUUUCUGUUAUUUAUGAUGUUUGUGGGUUAAUAUUACUGUUUCAUUAAUGUCUCUGUUACAAUUUCCUGCUCUACGUGUGUAAUGUUGAGUUCAUUGUAAUCUUCUUUAUAGACCGAUGGGUAGUUUAACCUACAGCGAUGCAUCACAUUCUGUGAGACUGCAAUAUGUAUGUAGUGCUGCUGGACUGUAAGAACCACGUAUCUCCAGCAAGUCAACUUUUCAGAAAGCUCAGAAAGUCCUCAGCUUCGUGUCGAUGCAUUUUCCAGCUGGUCCAAGAGGGAGAAUUUUCUCCAACCAUGAAGGAGCGCGUAAUCCUUCAGGUUAGCAGAAAAGUCAGUGCAUUUGGAGUUACGGGUUUUUCACAGUGUGGCGAGCGAGGGUGACACGGGAUUGGGUUGGAGUAGAAGUAUAAGAGUUUCUGGUCAGAUUGUACACUAAACCGACAACGCCACCUGGGGAAUUUCACCCCAGGAAGUAAGUUUCGACAAAGCUCACCUUUAAGGCACGCAGUUCGUUUUACUCAAAACGGUAGACACGUUCCAAUCAGACAUACAUGUUCUUUAUUUUGACAAAUUUAAAACACUUAAAACACCACUCACACGAGGACAAAUCAACAGGGGGAACUAAUUCAAAGCUGAGGCUUACCGGGGUGCGUGGGCUACUGACUGGUGCAGAGAAUCCCCAACCAAAAAUAUAAACACCCAGGCACACGUGACAGCCACACACAGCAUACACUCAGUGAGGAGACCCAGAACCCAGGGAAGCACAGCACACAAGAAGGGGGGGACCCCACCACCAGGAUACCACCACCACCGGACCUCAGCAACUAAAGAGGAAAACAAAAGGAAAUUAGUGGGGUCACAACAAAAUUCAAUGAACAGAAAUAUCCAAAACUUAUAUACAAAUCAGCAACUAAACAAUACAAACUACUAACCACAAAUGAAAGAAAUAAAGACAAAUACUGGAAGAAUAGCCCUUUGCCCAACCAAAAUAUCAAAACCAAAGAAAUUAAAUAAGUAAGCAAACAGAGAAACUGAAUAAAGUAAUGAACACAAAAAUGAAAGAAAAUGUGGAGGGGAUCUAACCCCACUAUUCAGUCACUACAUUAAAAUAAGUGCGUUAAAUGCCAAUUAAAACCUUGGUGCAAAACAGAAAGCAUUGCACCAAAUGCAACACAUAAAAUAAGGAAAACAGAGCUGCAAACAAAGCAGUGGUCACAGCAGCAGACAAAAAGAGUGGAGACAAAGCGGUAAGACAAAGCGUGGUACGAAGACAAAACAGCAGUUGCCCCCUGUAGCUGUGGCGAUGUGUCCCUUUAACUCUGGCGCACACGAUCAGCUGAUGCCGAAGUCACUCGCGCAUGGUUCGGCAAACGACGCUCAUACAGUCUUGGGCAGCUGGGAUCGUUAGCAGGGUUGGCUGGAUAUGACACACCAAAGAAAGGAGAUAAUCGCGCAGCUACUGGCGUUCACCGCAGCAGGCCAUCUAGGUGACACACACAGGAGUCUCUGGAAGCCCCAAGUCAGCCGCUCUGUCCACACGCAAAGGUCCGACCCGGAAAUGACGUCACCGUCAGGAGCAGCAAGAGAGAACUGGCCGGGAGGGAUCGACCCCUUUUAUAAAACGGUGCGCCCCUAGUGGUUGGCUGUGAUGUUGCCAAUUAGGCAGGCUCACCCACAGGUCUCUAUCCUGCCACAACAGGACAGGAGGGGCAUGAAAAGCAGUACUCUGAAACGUGACUAAAACUGUCAGGCAAAUGUAACGGAGUAAAAAGCGUUUACCCCUGAGAUGCUGUCGAAGUGGAAAGUUGCACAAAAUGGAAAUACUCAUAAAACGUACAAGUACUUCAGAAUUGUACUUAAACGCAGCACUUGAGUAAAUGUACUGCAGUUGUCUGAGUCCCAGCCUCAGGACAGCGGGUGUCGUGUUCUGCACAGAUUGUAAAGCCGUCUGAGGCGAGUUUGUCCUGCGUGAUUCUGGGCUGCUGUGCAUAAAUAAAAUUGACAACACUGGACGAGUGUAACUUCAUACGCCAGCGGCUUUUGUCCCGACGGGAUAAAUGUACGAUAUCUGUCAGGUUCCUGCAGGCAGAGGAUCAUUUAUUAUUGAACUGUCGAUGAAACCCAGGCGCUGGAGUUUUAGUAAUCUGCAGUGCCCUCUUCAACAUCACACGCCUCACCUUUUCUCUUUACCUUGCAUGAAGGCACUUUUUCUUUCCUUCUCACAUCACUUCCCAUUCUAAUUUUUUUUUCAUGUUUGAUGCGUUUUCCUCUGUACACCAGUGGUGGAGGAAGUACUUCACCUCAAUAAAAGUGAGCCGAUGAACUAUAUCAAUGCAUAUCAGCAUUUUACUGCUCUAGCUGGUGGAGGUGGAGCUGGGUUGAACUACUUUUUGUACAGCUGGCUAGUUUAGUCUGCUGGUUCCCAGCUUGGGGUCGGGCCCCCUCCAGAGGGUCACAGUAUAAAGUUUACCUUUUUUUAAUAAAAUAUUGGAUCAUUUCACAUCUCCGGGUCUUGAGCAGCUAUGAAAAUGAACCCAUAUGUCUAGUUUAAGGGGGAACUGUCUCUUCGGUGGGACACUCAGACAUUUGAAACAUGACAAGGACCCCCAAACAGAAGCUGGUUUUUCCUUUAUUAUGUAAAAUCUGAACAGUAACUGUAGCUGUCAGGUAAAUGUAAUAGAGUAAAAAGUACAUUUCCCCCUGAAAAGUGUAAAUAUAAAGAACAUGAGGAAGUGAGAGCAUUCGUUACUCUCCACCUCCUCUGCUGUGGACUAAAUAUGCCUCCAGCGUGUUGCUCUGCAGGGCUCGCUGCCGGGAGCUUCAUCAUUGGUCCAAACCCAGCAAAGUUUCCCCUCUCUGCCAUUCUUGGCUGCUGGAGUAGAGAGAGAGAGAGAGGAGCCUCAAAUGAUUAUUGAAAGUCUGUCCACUGCGAGCCCGGGAGGUGUCCGGACCCUGAUACUGAGGACAU